AUGUUUGACGAAUCUAAGUAUCAAGACCCUGAGUUCUUGGUUAAAGAAAUAGAGCAAGGAUUCAUCAAUCUUCAAUUCAAUAACCCUAAAACCUUGAAUGCUUUUAGUGAAAGAACUUGGAGAGCUUACCAAAACAUCCUUGAAAGAUUAGAUGCCGACCCUGAAACCAACAUUAUACUUAUUUCCUCAUCUUAUGCCAAAUCAUUCAGUAGUGGUCUCAAUUUGAAAGAUGCUCAAGUCCUUAUGGGAGGGUUGAAAGGUGAUGACCAAUCUAAAUAUGAUUUCAUGUAUAAACAUAUAAUUGAUUUCCAAACUGCCAUCAGUACACCCACCAGAAUGACCACACCAACUAUUUGUUUGUUGAAUGGUAUUUCUUUGGGUUUGGCCAUUGAUAUUGCUGCCACUACUUCCAUCAGAGUAGCAGUUAAAGAUGCCAAAUUAUCAAUCAGAGAAAUCAAAAUCGGAUUGGUUGCUGAUAUGGGAUCAUUACAGAGGUUACCUAAGAUCGUUGGAAAUAAAUCUAGAUUGUUUCAAUAUGCCUUGACCGGUGAAUAUUUCAAUGGUGACGAUGCUUAUGAUAUAGGACUUGUCUCCAAGGUUGUACCAGAUUAUGAAUCAGGAAUGAAAUAUUGUAUUGAGUUAGGUAAAGAUAUCAAUAGUAAUGCUGAUUGGGUCAUUAGAGGAACUAAGGAUUCCUUACAAUAUAUGGUGAAUGGAGGUACAGUAGAUCAAGGGUUAUUGAAUAUUGCUCAUUAUCAAUCUAGAUUUUUAGGUGCUGAACCAAAGAUUCCUUCCAGACCAAGAUUAUAA
Yamadazyma jaroonii is the source of this 810-nucleotide messenger RNA. Lineage: Eukaryota; Fungi; Ascomycota; Pichiomycetes; Serinales; Debaryomycetaceae. The record is from the annotation of a GenBank genome assembly.